Messenger RNA from Saccharomyces paradoxus, 3675 nucleotides. RefSeq names its product Trk1p (gene TRK1). Gene Ontology annotation, biological process: intracellular potassium ion homeostasis; potassium ion import across plasma membrane. Gene Ontology annotation, molecular function: high-affinity potassium ion transmembrane transporter activity. The transcript has a single exon. Lineage: Eukaryota; Fungi; Ascomycota; Saccharomycetes; Saccharomycetales; Saccharomycetaceae. The coding region runs from base 1 to 3675 and encodes 1224 amino acids. Gene Ontology annotation, cellular component: plasma membrane. The record is from RefSeq and is a predicted model, not a curated record.
AUGCAUUUUAGAAGAACGAUGAGUAGAGUGCCCACGUUGGCAUCGCUUGAAGUACGAUAUAAAAAAUCUUUUGGCCAUAAACUUCGUGAUUUUAUUGCUCUAUGUGGCCACUAUUUUUCUCCACUGAAAAAAUAUGUUUUUCCCAGUUUUAUCGCAGUUCAUUAUUUCUAUACGAUAUCCCUCACAUUAAUAACUUCAAUCCUACUGUAUCCCAUUAAAAAUACCAGAUACAUCGAUACAUUGUUUUUGGCAGCGGGUGCAGUUACACAAGGUGGCUUAAAUACUGUGGAUAUCAAUAAUUUAAGCUUAUAUCAACAAAUUGUUCUGUAUAUCGUAUGCUGCAUAUCAACGCCAAUCGCUGUUCACAGUUGUUUGGCCUUCGUACGGCUUUACUGGUUUGAGCGUUAUUUCGAUGGUAUUAGGGACUCUUCUAGACGAAAUUUUAAGAUGAGAAGAACAAAGACAAUUUUAGAAAGGGAACUAACAGCAAGAACUAUGACAAAAAACAGAACCGGUACUCAAAAAAUGUCUUAUCCCAGGAAAAAAGCUAAAACAGACGAUUUCCAAGAAAAAUUGUUCAGCGGAGAAAUGGUUAAUAGAGAUGAGCAGGACUCAGUUCACAGUGGCCAGAAUUCCCAUGAGGUUAGUAAGGAUAGCAGCAAUAAUGAUAUGAAUCACAAUGGUAGUAGUGGUAGUUUAGAUGAUUUUGUUAAGGAAGACGAAACGGACGACAAUGGAGAAUAUCAGGAAAACAACUCGUACUCAACCGUAGGUAGUUCAUCUAAUACAGCUGCAGACGAAAGUUUAAAUCAGAAGCCCAAGACGAGUAGUCUUCGGUUCGAUGAACCACAAACCAAACAAAAACACACGAGAGUUCCCUCAGAAAAAUUUGCAAAAAGAAGAGGUUCAAGAGAUAUCAGCCCAGCAGAUAUGUAUCGAUCGAUUAUGAUGCUACAAGGUAAGCAUGAAGCAACUGCUGAAGAUGAAGGUCCGCCUCUAGUCAUCGGAUCCCCCACGGACGGUGCAAGAUAUACAAGUAAUGUCAAUAAGCUAAAGAAGGCCACCAACAUUAAUGGUAGCACAAUCAAAAUUAGAGAUAAAGGAAAAGAAAGCAAUACCGAUCAAAGUUCCUUAUCAAGUAGUACAAAUAGUACAGCGAGCGUUUCGGACGAGGGUUCGUUACCUACGAAUUUUGGUAGUAGAGUACCUUCGUUGAGAACAAAUACACAUAGAUCAGAUUCAGGCCCAAUAGCCAUUACUGAUGAUGGGGAAGCAGAUAGAAAGCAUGGUCCAUCAAUUCAAUUCGAUAUAACUAAACCUCCUAGAAAGCUUCCAAAAAGGGUUUCUACCAUGGAUGAUUCGAACCCAAGAUCUUCCGCUCCUUAUCAAAAAAAGACAUCGAAGAAGUACAUCAUGAAACAUUUUCCUAAGGCUCGGCGAAUACGGCAACAAAUUAAAAGAAGGCUUUCUACUGGUUCAAUUGAUAAAAACAGUAGUAACAAUAUACCGGAUACGAAGCCUAUUUCUGAGCUGGAUAAUGAUGACAACGAUGGCGAUAACAACGAAGAAUACUUUGCUGACAACGAAAGCGGCGAUGAAGAUGAACGAGCACAACAGCCGGAACCACAGUUUGAUUCAGAACUAAAAUUGCACCAACACCAACUGCAGCAGAACCUGCACCGCAUGUAUAAAACUAAAUCAUUUGAUGAUAAUCGCUCGAGAGCUGUACCCAUGGAACGUUCCAGGACGAUCGAUAUGGCUGAGGCUAAGGAUCUAAAUGAGCUUGCAAGGACGCCUGAUUUUCAAAGAAUGGUUUAUCAAAAUUGGAAAGCUCAUCACAGAAAAAAAACAAACUUUAGAAAAAGGGGAUGGAAUGGCAAGAUAUUUGAGCAUGGUGCUGAUGCGUUCGACAGCGACCGCAACUAUCCUGACAAUGGUAAUACUGGAAAUAGCAUACUUCACUAUGCAGAGUCCAUUUUACAUCAUGAUGGUUCUCACAGAAACGGAAGCGAAGAUGCCUCUUCGGACUCUAAUGAGGUUAUCUAUCCCACAAAUGGAAGAAAUGACCACAAUGAAUUUAAUAGCUAUCCGACUUACAACGACGAUGAAGAAGGCUAUUAUGGUUUACAUUUCGAUACUGAUUAUGACCUAGAUCCUCGUCAUGAUUUAUCCAAGAGCAGUGGUAAAACAUAUUUAUCAUGGCAACCAACCAUCGGACGUAAUUCAAACUUUCUUGGGUUAACAAGAGCCCAGAAAGACGAAUUAGGUGGUGUUGAGUACAGGGCCAUCAAACUUCUAUGUACCAUAUUGGUUGUCUACUAUGUUGGAUGGCAUAUUGUUGCUUUCGUUAUGUUAGUACCUUGGAUUGUUUUGAAAAAACAUUAUAGUGAGAUUGUUAGGGAUGAUGGUGUAUCUCCCACCUGGUGGGGAUUUUGGACGGCAAUGAGUGCAUUUAAUGAUUUAGGAUUGACACUAACUCCUGAUUCAAUGAUGUCAUUUAACAAAGCUGUAUACCCAUUGAUCACUAUGAUUUGGUUUAUUAUUAUCGGAAAUACUGGAUUUCCCAUCCUCCUUAGAUGCAUCAUUUGGAUAAUGUACAAACUUUCUCCUGACUUAUCACAGAUGAGGGAAAGUUUAGGUUUUCUUUUAGAUCAUCCACGUCGUUGUUUCACUUUGCUAUUUCCGAAAGCCGCCACUUGGUGGCUACUUUUAACACUCGCAGGACUGAAUAUAACAGAUUGGAUCUUAUUUAUCAUUCUAGACUUUGGCUCAACUGUAGUCAAAUCAUUAUCGAAAGGUUACAGAGUUCUUGUUGGAUUGUUCCAAUCUGUUAGCACAAGAACUGCGGGCUUCAGUGUUGUUGAUUUGAGUCAACUACACCCCUCUAUUCAAGUUUCCUACAUGCUUAUGAUGUAUGUCUCUGUAUUACCACUAGCCAUUUCUAUUAGACGAACAAAUGUUUACGAGGAGCAAUCUUUAGGGCUAUAUGGAGAUAUGGGGGGAGAACCAGAGGAUACAGAUACUGAAGACGAUGGUAACGAUGAAGACGACGACGAGGAAGACGAGAGCCAUGAAGGUCAAAGUAGUCAAAGAAGUAGUUCAAACAACAACAGGAAAAAGAAAAAGAAAAAGAAAAAGAAAACUGAAAGCUCUAAUGAAAUAUCUACCAAAUCCUUUAUUGGUGCCCAUUUAAGAAAACAACUUUCUUUUGACUUGUGGUUUCUAUUUUUAGGAUUAUUUAUCAUCUGCAUUUGUGAAGGAGACAAGAUAAAGGACGUACAAGAACCAAAUUUUAAUAUAUUUGCAAUUCUUUUCGAAAUUGUUAGCGCGUAUGGUACAGUUGGGCUAUCUUUAGGUUAUCCGAACACAAAUCAAUCAUUUUCAAGACAGCUUACUACAUUAUCUAAACUAGUAAUCAUAGCUAUGUUGAUUAGAGGUAAAAAUAGAGGUUUACCAUAUUCAUUGGAUCGUGCAAUUAUCUUGCCUAGUGAUAGGCUUGAGCAUAUUGACCACCUUGAGGGCAUGAAAUUGAAGAGACAGGCCAAAACCAAUACAGAAGAUCCGAUGACGGAGCAUUUCAAGAGAAGCUUUACCGAUGUAAAACAUCGUUGGGGAGCACUUAAGCGUAGGACUACUCAUUCCAGAAACUCAAAAAGAAGCAACACAACGCUCUAA